ACGCAGAGAAAUUCCUCCGCUCUUCGCAGUGUGUGAAUCAGUCAGUAAAGCAGAGUGCGGUGAAGUUGUCACCUCGUCAGUCAGUCCGCCAGCCAGAAAACAGGAAUCGAUCGGUCACGAAUAAUAAAAACAGCGCAGUUCACAGUAUUUAGUGAAAAAAAUAGUAUUUGUGGUGAAUUCGCGUUUAUUAAACAGUUCUAAAGUUCAUUCAUUCGGCGGUGAAGAUGAGAGAAAUAGUGCAUCUGCAAGUGGGUCAGUGCGGAAACCAGAUUGGAUCGAAGUUCUGGGAAACCAUAUCCGACGAACAUGGCAUCAAUCCUACCGGCCACUAUGAAGGUAAUAACGACCUUCAGUUGGAGCGCAUCGACGUGUACUAUUCAGAGGCCAACGGAUACCGAUACGUGCCGCGUGCCGUUCUGGUAGAUUUGGAACCAGGUACCAUGGAUUCGGUUCGACAGUCACACUAUGGAAAUAUAUUCAGGCCGGACAAUUUUGUAUUUGCGCAAUCAGGAGCCGGCAACAACUGGGCCAAGGGUCACUAUACAGAGGGCGCCGAAUUGGUCGAAACCGUUCUGGACGUAGUGCGGAGGGAGGCUGAAACCUGCGACUGCUUACAAGGUUUUCAACUGGCACACUCUCUUGGCGGCGGAAGCGGAUCCGGAAUGGGCACAUUGCUGGUUUCGAAAAUCCGGGAGGAAUAUCCUGAUCGGAUUAUCAACACAUUUUCCGUCUACCCGUCACCCAAGGUUUCGGACACAGUCGUUGAACCGUACAAUGCCGUUUUGUCCAUUCAUCAACUUGUAGAAAAUACAGAUGGCACAUUCUGUAUCGAUAAUGAAGCUUUAUACGACAUUUGUUUCCGGACGUUAAAACUUGGUUCGCCAACCUACGGAGAUUUGAACCAUCUGGUUUCGCUCACCAUGUCCGGUGUGACAACGUGUUUCCGGUUCCCAGGCCAACUGAAUGCGGACCUGCGUAAACUAGCCGUCAAUAUGGUUCCGUUCCCGCGACUACACUUCUUCAUGCCCGGUUUCGCGCCUCUUACAGCCAAGAAUUCCAGGCAGUAUCGUGUGGAAAGCGUAGCCGAACUGACCGCCCAGAUGUUCGAUGCGAAAAACAUGAUGACGGCGUGCGAUCCUCGUCAUGGCCGUUACCUAACCUGUGCUACCAUCUUCCGAGGUCUUGUCUCGAUGAAGGAGGUCGACCAACAGAUGAUGAACGUUCAGAGCAAGAACAACAGCUAUUUCGUGGAGUGGAUUCCGAACAACGUGAAGGUGGCCGUUUGCGAUAUUCCACCACGUGGGCUCAAGAUGUCGGCGACGUUCAUCGGCAACACGACGGCCAUCCAGGAGAUCUUCAAGCGCAUCUCCGAACAGUUCACGGCCAUGUUCCGACGGAAGGCUUUUCUGCAUUGGUAUACCGGCGAAGGUAUGGACGAGAUGGAGUUUUCCGAGGCAGAAUCGAAUAUGAACGAUCUGAUAUCCGAGUAUCAACAGUACCAGGAAGCUGCGGUGGACGAUUACGAGGAGCAUGAAUAUGACAAUGAAGAGGAGCUUCAAGAAUAAUACCAGUGAUCGAAGUAGUAGAAUAGGACUCAGCUGCAUUUUUUCUAAAUGUGUUCAGCUAGAAACUGCUUUUUUAUUAACAGCUGCAACUAUUUGAUUGCAUCAAUUUUAAUAUUCUGUUGUCUAAUUUAUUUGACUAUAGUUUUUAAAGUUAAGUAAUUAAAAAAGUUUAAAUACUGUUAGUAGAGGUCAAAAUAAAUCAUCGUUUUGAAGCACAAUA
This is a messenger RNA of Armigeres subalbatus, 1785 nucleotides long. RefSeq names its product tubulin beta chain-like. Gene Ontology annotation, molecular function: GTPase activity; structural constituent of cytoskeleton; GTP binding. Gene Ontology annotation, cellular component: microtubule; cytoplasm. The coding region runs from base 225 to 1565 and encodes 446 amino acids. NCBI's taxonomy places the organism in Eukaryota, Metazoa, Arthropoda, Insecta, Diptera, Culicidae. Gene Ontology annotation, biological process: mitotic cell cycle; microtubule cytoskeleton organization. The record is from RefSeq and is a predicted model, not a curated record. The transcript has 6 exons.